CUUAUCUACCUCAUCAGCUUACCCGCAUUCCUCGCAUCUAUCGCCCUGUAUUCAUUCUCUACAACGGCGCCCUCAUCAUCAGUAUUGGCGACACUACAACACACCUACCGAACUCACCUCUGAUCCACCGUCACAAUGGUCAUGGACAAUCCCACCCAGAACUUCCACUUCAACAUACCCUUCCUCGGGAACUCUCACAAGCCGACACACAGAAAUGAGCUCCGCAUUCCAUUUCUGGGCUUCCUGCCAAACAAAACCCGCAACCACUUCAUCGCCAUGGUAGGCGAGUUUAUUGGAACGUUCCUCUUCCUCUUCUUCGCUUUCAGUGCAACCCAAGUCGCCAACGCCGCCGCGGCCGGUGUGCAAGACGGUACGACAGGUACUGCCGGUACCAAGAAUGGCAUCUCCCAGGUCCCAAAUGCCAGCACGCUCAUGUACAUCUCCCUGGCCUUCGGUUUUAGUCUGGCCGUCAACGCAUGGGUGUUCUUCCGUAUCAGCGGUGGCCUCUUCAACCCAGCCGUCACUCUUGGAAUGGCCUUGAUUGGAGCCGUCACGUGGCGGAGAGCUGGACUCAUCUUCAUUUCGCAGGUCCUGGGCUCCAUCGCAGCUUCGGGUAUCGUCGCCGCUCUGUUUCCCGGUCCUCUGAAUGUCACCACCACGCUCAACUCAACGACCUCUAUUACGCGAGGUCUCUUCAUCGAAAUGUUCCUCACCGUCGAACUCGUCUUUACGAUCUUCAUGCUGGCUGCCGAAAAGCACAAGGCAACUUUCAUCGCACCCAUCGGAAUCGGUCUUGCACUCUUCAUUGCUGAAUUGACUGGCGUCUAUUUCACCGGAGGAGCCGUUAACCCUACCCGCGCUUUCGGCCCCUGCGUUGUCCUCGGCUCGUUCCCUGGCUACCACUGGAUCUACUGGUUGGGUCCGCUUCUCGGCUGCCUCGUCGCUGUCGGCUUCUACCACUUCGUCAAGACGCUCGAAUACGAAACCGCCAACCCCGGACAGGACUUCAACGAGCACGAGGCGGACGCUUUCUCAUUCGACGAGGAGAACGCCGCGACCGGAGCUGAUGUGAAUCGUCCCGGACUCAUGGCGCGGAAUAGCAUGCCGCCGAACAGCAUCGGUCAGGAGAACAGCACCGGGCAUAAUACCCUUUCCAAGAACCGAAGCAACGAGCCAAAGCCUGUCGUCGGAGCUUACGGUGAUGGUGAUACUGUGCAGGAGAGCAACAAGGUCGUCAGUGGAGGGAUGGAGGUCGUGCAGCCGGGCGAGAAGACAAAUGGUACGCCCAAACCCAGCAGGCAGAGCAGGGUGGACGGUGCGAUCAGUGAAGAGGACGAGGAGAGCUUGGAGGGCGAGCGAUCAUAUGAGCGUGGUCCUGAUGCGGAGAGUGGCAUGAUGCAUCCUGGCUUUGGCGGCGAGAAGGAACGUCAGGAUUAG
Molecule: messenger RNA, 1437 nt
Organism: Zymoseptoria tritici IPO323
Lineage: Eukaryota; Fungi; Ascomycota; Dothideomycetes; Mycosphaerellales; Mycosphaerellaceae
Exons: 6
Coding region: 136-1437 (433 amino acids)
Biological process (GO): transmembrane transport
Cellular component (GO): plasma membrane
Molecular function (GO): water channel activity
Source: RefSeq, a predicted model, not a curated record